CAAAAUUUCCCGUUUAAGCUUUACAAAACUGCAACAAAAUUUCGAUACAUGUCGUGCCUGUAAUUUUGUAUACAUGCGUCAGAACCUUGUUGUUAUCUCUUUUAAUUACUGAGCUUGGUUUUGACUGUAUCUUCAGUUUUGUUCUGCAGCGGCUUUAAUGCUUUUAAAAGCGUUACCAGGUUUUAUUAUUUAUUUUUUAGCUCGUGCAAGUUGCUGUUAUUUCCGUCUAACAAUCUGCACAAUAAAAGUUCUCGUUCUUCUACGCCUCGCGAUCGGAUGACCGGCUGUCCUGCAAAAUCUACUGGAAGCCAUGCCACCCGUCAACUCAUCGCAGCGUCUCACGAGAAGCCUUCUCUUGGCAGUGUUUUCCGUUACCAUCGGCACAUGGUAUCCCCUCGGCUUCAGUCUAACCAACAUCAACGCUCCGGAGGAUGUCAUCGUGCAAUGGAUGCGCACGGUCGAAUGUCACCGUUCCCUCCACGCCAACGCGGACGACUCAACCUUAUGGUGCCGGCCGGCGUAUUACAACGAAACACACCAGCUCCUGAAAGAGAACUUUGUCCUCAAUUCCUUGUGGGCAUUGGUCGGGUGUUCGCUGAUCGUUGGCUGUUUUGUAUCCAUCUGGAUUGCCAAUUACAUGAUGGCGAGAUUGGGCAUGAAAGUCACCUUUUAUAUCUGCAAUGCGGUGGUGGCGGUGGGCGUGGCAUUGUGUGGAUGCUGUGUCGUAGCGAAGUCGUAUGCGUUGUUUAUCAUUGGACGGUUCGUGGUGGGCAUGGGUCUUGGUGUCUCCAUUUCCGCGGCCAGUAUUUAUAUUGCAGAGAUCAGUCCAGUGCGGCUGCGGGGCGCAUUGGGAACAGUGCCAUCGCUACUGUAUGGCAGCGGAAUGUUGACAGCGGCAAUUCUUGGUUUGCCGCAAAUCUUGGGAAGCGAAGAGACAUGGACCGGUUUAUCGUGGUUUCUGUUUCUUCCGGUAAUUCUGCAUUUUGUUUCGCUUCCGUUUUGCCCUGAAAGUCCGCGGUAUCUGCUACUGAAUAAAAAAGACAAAGUCAAUGGAGAAAAAGCCCUGCAAUGGUUGCGGAAAUCCGCGGAUGUCAAAGAAGAAAUCCGUGAUCGAAAACGAAGGUCAUGCCGCCGAAGAUCAACCCAUCGUCUCGGUGAUUGGUCUGUUCAAAGACAGCUUCUGCGGCGCAAUAUUCUAAUUUGUGUGGCGAUUAUUAUUGACCAGCGGUUCACCGGCUAUGUCGCCGUGUACACGUACUCGACGGCUAUUUUCUCCAGCGUCGGAUUGGCCAGACUGCAGUCCAUGUACGGGACCAUUGGACUAAUGUUCGUACAAACCAUGUCCGGUGUAUCGGGCAUGCUGUUGAUGGACAAAGCGGGCAGGCGGAAACUGCUGAUUGCUGGCAAUAUCGGGUGCACGUUGGCCAUGGUGUUGCUAACGGUGUUCUCACUGUUGGUCAAUCGCGGAGUCUGUCCACAGUGUCAGUGGGGUGGAUUGGCUGCGGUGUUGGCGUUCAUUAUUCUGUUUGGUAUCGGACCGGCGUCGGUUCCCUGGGUUCUGACGGCGGAAAUGUUCGACAAAUCUUCGCGGUCGUCGGCCAUGACAGUGGUGAUGGCGUGCUGUCACGCGGCCGGAGGAACCGUCGCGGCGGUGUUCCCACUCAUGAUGACGUCGCUGGACGCGUGGACUUUUCUGGUUUUUGCCGGGAUUAUGACGGUGUUUACCGUGUUUUUCUGGUGGACGGUUGUGGAGACUAAGGGCAAAACAUUUAGUGAGAUACAAGCAAUUUUAUGGCAGAAAUACAAUAAGCAGGACUAAUAUAAGAAGUACGAGUAACACAAAUAGCAGGAUUGUGGUGCGUAACGGCUCGGAUGUAUGUAUUGUACCAUGCUGCUACUGCUGCUUGGUAUAAUGAAGAAGUGCAAAAAUAUCAUAAUGGCAUUCGUGAAUGACUGAACACCAA
Molecule: messenger RNA, 1964 nt
Organism: Paramacrobiotus metropolitanus
Lineage: Eukaryota; Metazoa; Tardigrada; Eutardigrada; Parachela; Macrobiotidae
Product: solute carrier family 2, facilitated glucose transporter member 3-like
Biological process (GO): monosaccharide transmembrane transport
Cellular component (GO): membrane
Molecular function (GO): hexose transmembrane transporter activity
Source: RefSeq, a predicted model, not a curated record